Molecule: messenger RNA, 1903 nt
Organism: Bufo gargarizans (Asiatic toad)
Lineage: Eukaryota; Metazoa; Chordata; Amphibia; Anura; Bufonidae
Gene: ADA
Product: adenosine deaminase
Exons: 11
Coding region: 52-1134 (360 amino acids)
Biological process (GO): inosine biosynthetic process; negative regulation of adenosine receptor signaling pathway; hypoxanthine salvage
Cellular component (GO): external side of plasma membrane; cytosol
Molecular function (GO): adenosine deaminase activity
Source: RefSeq, a predicted model, not a curated record
CCUGACAGCCUUAUCUGUCAGGCAGCACAAAGAGGAAACUCUACUAGCAGGAUGGAAGGGAAGGCUUGCUACUUGAAUAGACCCAAGGUUGAGCUUCACGUUCACCUGGAUGGAAGCUUCAAACCAGAGACAAUCAUGCAAUUUGCAAAGCGGAGGCAGAUUAAAAUCCCAGCAGACACAGCAGAAGAACUCCUUCGGAUAGUAUCAUAUGAUGAACCUCUCUCUCUCACAGAAUUUCUGACCAAAUUCAACUAUUACAUGCCUGCCAUAGCAGGUGACAGAGAAGCCAUUAAGAGGGUUGCCUAUGAAUUUGUCGAAAUGAAAGCCAAGGAAGGGGUAGUGUAUGUGGAGGUCAGAUAUAGCCCUCACUUUUUGGCCAACUCCAAAGUGGACCCAAUCCCAUGGGGACAGAAAGAGGGGGACAUCACACCGGAUGAUGUAGUUAACCUUGUUAAUCAAGGAUUGCGAGAAGGAGAAAAAGCCUUCAACAUCAAAGCCAGGUCUAUUCUAUGCUGCAUGCGGCACAUGCCAAACUGGUCCUUGGAGGUGGUAGAACUCUGCAAGAAAUAUCAAAACGACACUGUAGUAGCAAUUGACCUGGCGGGUGAUGAAUCUCUGAACCUUGAGGCGGCUCCAGGGCACAGAAAGGCAUAUGAGGAAGCUGUAAGAUGUGGCAUCCACAGAACAGUACAUGCAGGAGAAGUUGGGCCCCCAAGUGUUGUGAAGGAGGCCGUGGAGGUGCUAAAGGCAGAAAGGAUUGGGCACGGCUACCACACCAUAGAAGACCCGCACCUAUACAAGGAGCUACUCAAUAAGAAGAUGCAUUUUGAGACUUGUCCAUGGUCCAGUUACCUCACCGGGGCCUGUGACCCAGACUUCACCAAACAUCCUGUGAAACAAUUUAUGAAGGACAAAGCAAAUUACUCCCUGAACACAGACGACCCGCUGAUCUUCAGAUCCACUUUGGAUGUGGAUUAUAAUAUAGCAGCUAAACACAUGGGCUUCACUGAAGAUGAAUUUAAGCGAGUGAACAUCAAUGCAGCAAUGUCCAGCUUUCUACCAGAGAAGGAAAAGAAAGAACUGGUUUAUAAAUUAUAUGAAGCGUAUGACAUGGUGCUGACUACAGGGCUUUGAGCAGAUUGUACCACGGGAUGCCGGAAGUUGCUGUCAUCAGACCACAUUUUUAAGGGUGGGAAUAGCUGUACAACAGGCCACCAUGUAUGAGAUUAAAAAGGGGACCUCUUGUUAUUUGAGAAACAGCGCCACUCUUCUCUCUAGGCUGUGCCUGGUAUUGCAACCCAGUCCGAUUCACUUAAAUACUGCAAUACUAAACGCAGCCAUGGACAAGGGUGGCACUGUCUCUGACAAAGAAACAGAUUUUGUAAUCCUGUGCAACUCUUUAAAAUGUGGGAUGUUGUCGGGCCUGGACAUUAUGGCAUCAGCCUGAAGACGAUGGACUUCCUGAAGCAGGGCAGGUCUUCCUAAUUGCACUGUUACUAUACCAUUAUUACAGUAUAUAUACAGCCUUAUCUUCUGUUCCCAACUGUGGCGCUACAAAGAGUGGUGGGGAGAAGAUCCAUCCAUACUGGAGUAUUACUCCCUCAUGACUGAGCGGAAUGAACAUAUAGGACAAUGUAAUUGCUGCCAUCUGCUGGACUGGAGGAGCUCUCAUCUUUAUUUAUGGGAAAAUGUGUAUGCGCUUAUAGGACCAGCAGUAUAUAGCGCCUGCGGAGCGGGUCCUGGAGGACAGUAACCUAUUACCUCACAAACAUCAGCGCUCUUACCACAAAGUGACAUCCUGCUGAAGAAGUAUUCUAACGGGAUCGUCGUUUCUGUAAUAAAUAUGCAUGACAAGGCCUGCUAUACCAAAAACCAAAUAGAAACUUUUCUGUCAAUUUUCCAA